ACAUCCCUUUAUGCUUCGAACCCUUCGAUCGUCACCCCAAUCUCCACUUAUACGAUGUUGGCUGGAGAGCUGACUAUUUCAGCCUGAGAUUGGAUCAUGAAGGUUGACGCCAGAGAAGCGGUCAGAAAAAGUAAAAAAAGCAGCCCUCUGAUUGAUGAUGAGCUUGCGAGUUUUGAACGCCAAAUGGUCAGUCCGCCAGCCUUCAUAUCCUUCGAAAAAGCGGGGACCACCAGCCAGUUACGGAUCAUGUUUGCGAAUCAACGGAACUGCAUCGGCCAAAGUCUUGGUCAAGCUUCCUACACAUCAAGGAUACCCCCACCUGUGCCAGAUUGCUAUUGCGGUUGUUUGUUUUUUAUCCACCCUCGUCAGCCAAUCUAAUGAAGAUUCGACAGUUUUUUCUCAUCGCUACUGUUUCUGAUCCCAGGAUCCGAGCAACUGAGAUGCAUUUCAGGAUAUCAGGUGGUCAGAUGUCUCGUGAUGAGAAAGAACGGAUAGUAUGCUUCGAAGAACGGUGAGCAAAGCUAAGCUCAGCCUUACGAGAAAGUAUCAGGCAACCUCAGCUCCAAUACGACCGUGGAUAUCAACGCUGAGUGAGAUUCUUCCACUGAUUUUGAUUGUCUCUACAGCUGACGACGGCAUACACGAGAUAUUGUGCAUGAGAG
Molecule: messenger RNA, 662 nt
Organism: Aspergillus novofumigatus IBT 16806
Lineage: Eukaryota; Fungi; Ascomycota; Eurotiomycetes; Eurotiales; Aspergillaceae
Exons: 1
Coding region: 158-418 (86 amino acids)
Source: RefSeq, a predicted model, not a curated record